AUGGCAAUUGAAGCUUCCCUCGUUUUGAAGCCACGCGGAGGAGCCGAAAGUGCCACUCCACCACCGAUAAGAGAAGAGGCGAGGAGAAGCACCGCCGUCCUUUCAUCAUGUGCUUCCAGGCUGGAACCCACUUGCCUUGGUAACCUCGUUGUCUGCUUCGAAAACUCUGCCUGUCUUGUUUUUCUGACAGAUGGAGCAGGUGGUUCAGAGAUAGCUGUCCCAUCGGUUCUUUAA
Molecule: messenger RNA, 234 nt
Organism: Linum trigynum
Lineage: Eukaryota; Viridiplantae; Streptophyta; Magnoliopsida; Malpighiales; Linaceae
Source: the annotation of a GenBank genome assembly